AUGUCCGUCUUCGAAUCACCAUCUGCGCCCAAGCCACAGCGCCAGCCUUCUUUUGUCGGUCUCCCUCCCAUCAGCCCGGGUCCCGAGUUUGGUUCCGCCCUGGGCAUCUCUCCCGGCGACCUAGACGACCCCCAUCGCGCUGUUUCUCCACCGGGCCACCUCCAAGGCCCGUCUCCACAUCCUCACUACCUUGACGGCGGCGGCAAUCGCAUCGCCAACGCCAUCUUCAACACCGACAACACAGCUACCGCCAACAACAACAACAACAACAACAACAACAACAACAUUAACACUCGUGCUAACACCGCCUUCAGCGACAGCCGAAACGGGGCCCGACCUGGGCCUGUUCCGGGCGCGUCACCCCUUGCCUCUCCCACCAUGAACUACCAGCUCCAGUCAUCCUCGCCUCAUCCCCACGGCACCCAGUUCAUGCAGGGCCCUUAUGUGAUGAUGCAGUCACCUCACGUCCAGCAACCUGCCGCCCACCACUUCCAACCCGCUGCUCACCAGUUCAGCGCCAACGGCAGUGGUAAUGGCAAUCCCAACAUCAUGCACCACCAGGCUGGGCCCUCACAGCCCGGCUACCCCGGACAGAAGGGCCCCGUCAGCUACCAGCAGUUCCAGUCCUCAUCACCACCACCAGGCAUGCCGUCGCCAAGCCUGAUGUCCAACGGCCAGUUCAACGUGCCGCCCGGCUGGAAGAUGGAGCAGUCCCAGCUGCAGCAGCCUCUCUCCUCUCCCAGGCAUCGCCACUCACCAAGCAUCUCGUCCCUCAAGCAGCAGAACCAGGCCUAUGAGAUCGACAAGGAGACCGGUGCCCCGUCCGCCAGAUCUGUCUCGCCGCCUACUCACUCACCUGUUGAUUCCCGUCGCCCUGGCCAGCCUGCCCUGGUCUCAUCCGCCGGCCCAUCCUCACAGAACGGUGAAUUCCGACCUCCGAACGCCCCGUUCAUGAUGCAGACACAAGGUGCUGCUCUGGCCCGUAGCUCCACUAACAUCACUCAAAACUCACAAUUCCAUGAUGAGCCCGAGAGCAAGCGUAACUCCAAUGUCUUCUCAAGCAUACGCAAUAGGCUUGCAGGCAGCGGAAAUGAUCAGCGCGACGCCAUGACCGGCCGACCGCAGCCGAACGGUGGUCUCACGGGAGACGAUGUGUCUGACGCAAGCAUCCCGGUCGACGACCAGGGGAGGAGAGUCCCCUCUAACUUCUUCGGCCUCCGUGGUAACGGGCAGCCCAACGGUGACGGAACGCCCUUUUCAACACAGGGCCUCAGUGGUGCUUCAUUCAGCCCACCCAAGGAGAAACGCCCUUUCUUCUCCCGCCCCAGCGGCCUGGGCAUCAACUCUUCCCAACAAGAAGUCUCGCGGCCCGCAACUGCAGAGGGUGUGAUGGGUCCACCAGUCGUCGGCUUUGGCCCUGGACAACCCAAGAAGAGGUUUUCGAAGCUGACCGGCAUGCUCAACCGUGACAAGACAGAAAACCAGCCGUCGCAACCACUGGGCUAUGGCGCAACGCAGGGCCAGAGGCCGUCUUUUCAGGGGCAACGGCCUCCGGGGGGUGCGAUGGGCUAUUCGGACCAGAUGAGUCCCCAUGGCGGACCUGGCGAUGACGGCCAGAUGUCAGGAUAUGGACGCCCGAGGAGCUCAACCGCAGGGUCGCGGCCUAGCAUCUCGGAUCAUGGGCGGACCCCGUCAGGACAAGGUUACGGCCCACCUGCCCCCAUGGGUCCGAUCGCGGAGGAGGACAGGGGCAGGAAGCCUUCGGGCGGGAAUCUGCUGUCCAACAUCUUCGGGAAGCGGUCGGAUUCCAAGAACAGGGAGCACGCUCAGCAGAGACCGCCGCGGUCGCCCCCUGGGCUUGAUCAGCCCCAGGGCCUGAAUCCCCAGGGACAGAUAACGGGCAAGACCAGCAACAACCCCUUGGGCGUCGUACAGGUCGCGACAGCAGUGCCGAUCCGCCAGGUCGGCAAUUCUCCAAACGGGAAUUCCGGGCAAUUCCAAGGAGGUAUUUCGCCCGGCGCACAGAGCGAUUCAAGCCGCCAGCGAUCUGCAUCGGUAGUCAACCAGAUCGACGUUGGCGGUGCUCGGAAACCGAGUGUCGACCUGCAGGGCACCCGGAACCGUGCGGCAUCGCAGUCACUCGCACAGCAACACCCAGUCCAUAUCGCGUCACUUCAUGCGCCGAGCAGGCAUACAGGCAACUCAAGCUCGCCUCGGAACAGUCCACAGUUUCAGCCACAAGAUGCGCCGUCGCAUGGUGCCCAGAAUCAGGAAAAUGGGACCCCGGUAUCGUCUGGUCAGCUUGGUGCAUCUUUUCCACCGCAGGCCAGGAGGGUAUCGCAGGGCGUCAUGGCAGGCCAGCAGUUACAAGGCUCGGACCAGCAGCAGGCUGUUUCUGUUCAGUCGUCUCCAUCGGCGUCGCCUGCGCCAAAUCCUGGCCAGCAGGUCUCUCCUCCUGGCGUGCCUCCGAAGAAUUCCCCUGCGCCGAGUCCAGGCCAGGGAUUCGGCUCAACACCGACACAGUCUUGGCAAAAUCCAGGUGUGCAGAGCCAAUCGGCUCCGAUGGCACAGCAAUCGUCUGUCUACAGGCCCUCGGGGCCGCAGAUAGCUGCCGUCGUGCAGAGCUUCUCCCAGCAACAGCCACAGUCGCCAUGGAGCAUUGGUAGACAGAAUGGAUUCGGCCAGCCCGGCCCUCCCGGACAGCAGUUCAUGCCAGGCCAAUCCCCACAGGGCAUGAUGAUGACAUCGCCGCCACAGGAGCAGAGGUCGGAAAAGGAGGGCACUUUCUCGAAAUUCCUCAAAAGUAGCAAGACCUUUGUGCACCAGAUUUCCGACUCGCAGUCGUUGAACGACAAGCCCAAGCCAGAGAAAGAAAACAAGGGAAUGAAAAGCAUGAUGGGCGUUUUCAAGAGGCCUGCCAAGGAGUCCAAGCAACCUGAGUCCGGAAAGGCGCCACCGGGUGGGCCUCAAUGGGCUAUUCAGUCGGGCCAGGUUCCUCCCAGUAUGCAACAGUAUGGCUCGAGCCAGAGCCCACAAGGGAAGCCGACGGCGCAGAGACUGCCGCAGAUGCAAAUGCCUCCGAAGGCCCAGCAAGUGAUGGGGAUAGGAGAGGGCGAACAAAAGAUCCCCGUGGAGCCACAAGAACAGGCGCCUCAGGCCCAGGCGUCACAAUCUCAGGCCCAAGCUUACGGCACCGGCCAGCCCUCACCUGAGCUGCCGCGGGCGCAGCAGCCGAGGAUCACUUCUCAACCGUAUCCGGACAACCAGAAUGAGAGGCCCUCGCCGCAAAAGACAAGCCCACCUCUGGGACAACAGCAGGCACGUCAGCCGCAAAGUGGACGGCCGUCCAUUAGUGGGGACGCAUCUCGAGCGCCCUAUGAGAUGCCACCACAGCAGCAGCAGCAGCAGCAGCAACAGCCACGGAGGCCGUCUCAGCCCCCAAUAGGGCAGACACAGUCCCAGACGCCAGCAGCGACAUCCGGCAAUAUGAGAGCGCACAAUCCGAAGCAACAGACCGCUCAGCGUGCCCCCGAACCUCAGUACGCCCCCGUGCCUAUUCCCCAAGGGUACGCUACUGUCCAUGGGGAAGGAAUGGCGGCUGCGAAGCCAAAUGUGAUGGGAGCACCACCUUACGGGCAACCGCUACCAAUGCCACAAUCAGGCAUGCCCUAUCAAGGCCCUCCGCAACAAUGGGUAUACCCUGGCAUGGCGCCAGGCCAGAUGCCUGCAGGUAUGCCUCCUCAGAUGGUGCAGCAAGGCUGGCCGCAAUACCCUCCUUACCAGGGGACACCGCCUCCCAUGGUCAUGGCCCAGCAUCCACCGCCUCAGCAGCAAUACAUGCCAGGACAGCAUGCCACGCCCUCUCCGCCAUUGCAAGGGCAACAGGCUCCACCACAUAUGCCGGCACAGCAGCACGGGCCGCAGCCCCAAGUGCACCCACAAUUCAUGGCGGCUGCCCCCGGCCACCAUCGGAAUGUCCCUGAGCAGACAGUUAGUCCCUCACAUAAUGCUGGCUUUGCGCCCGCUCAGCAAGCAGCCCCUGCGCUUGCGGAUGCAGCACAGGCCGCACCUGACAAUGGCCAACCACAUGCCGCUCCUCAGCCCCAGCAGCAACUCUCGCCAGUUCCUGACGCGAGUCCCGUCAUCCCAGUUCACAUGGAUAAGGGUGGCCGACCGCAACUCCAUCAGCCAGAGGCUGUAAAGUCCGAGUUCGCCCAGACUACGUUCCAGACCGUGCCACGGAGUGCCUUCGCUGUUGUCAAGCCGCAACCAGGACAAGAUCAGCUCCAGCCACACCAGGGCUCCAACCUCAUACCCCAGCGCCAGACCAGCGGGGCUAGUGAGGUCUCAUCUUUGACCUCUGUUCCUGCUACCAACCAAGCCGGCUCUAGUACUCAGAGCAGUGAGACCAUCCAUCAGGUGCAACAACAAGCGGCGAACGUUAGUCCCGAGAGAAUUGUUAUCAGUCCCGAGCCUGUGUACGAAAGACCGCCCGUGACUCUGACGGACAAUCCGCCAAAGACAGAAUCUCCUGCGACAACUGCGUCAGCCGAGCAAGAAGACAUAUAUGGUGCCACGCCGAGGCAAUCCCGCCACGUGUCACCAGUGCUGGCCAAGGAACACCAGCAGCAGCAGCAGCAGCAGAACGUUAUGGUACACUCCAUCGACAGGUCAUCGGCACAGGAGCCCUCUGGAGAACCAGAGGCCAAGUUCGCUGGGCCUCUGCCGAACAGGAGUCCGGAGACCAAGCCUGCGGCCAAGAAUGAGCCAUCUCCAGCCCAGCAGAGCUUCGUCGUUGACGUGCCGCCGGUGAUCAUCGAGCCGGCGACUGCCAUCACCCCAUCAGCACCGAGCCCCGGCCCGCGUGUGUCCACCUCAAAGUCCAUGUCGCCAGAAGGGGUCGAGCCCCCGUCCCCGACGGACUCGGAGCUAGGAAAGAAACGCGAGAGCGACAGCAGUGGCAACACGAAAGAAGGCGACGACGGCAUCAACGGCGGCGCCGCCAACGGGGCAAGCAGCAGCAAGCCCGUGCAGACUUCGCAGGAGAUCUUCGAAGAGCACAAGCGCAAGCAGCUCGUGCGCGACAUGGAGGAGAAGAUCGCGCUGAACCCGACCGAGCCCGACAGCAUGCUGAUGCUGGGCCCCGGCGGCAAGAAGAAGGGCGAGGACGCGCCUCUCAUGAGCGCUACCAGCUACCCCGGGCAGGAGUGGAAUCCUUAUGGGGAUGCAUGGAUCGAUGAUGACUUGUAA
Diaporthe citri is the source of this 5250-nucleotide messenger RNA. RefSeq lists its product as uncharacterized. NCBI's taxonomy places the organism in Eukaryota, Fungi, Ascomycota, Sordariomycetes, Diaporthales, Diaporthaceae. The record is from RefSeq and is a predicted model, not a curated record. The transcript has 2 exons. The coding region runs from base 1 to 5250 and encodes 1749 amino acids.